Aspergillus bombycis is the source of this 888-nucleotide messenger RNA. RefSeq names its product holocytochrome c synthase CYC3. Gene Ontology annotation, biological process: cytochrome c-heme linkage. Lineage: Eukaryota; Fungi; Ascomycota; Eurotiomycetes; Eurotiales; Aspergillaceae. Gene Ontology annotation, cellular component: mitochondrion. Gene Ontology annotation, molecular function: holocytochrome-c synthase activity. The transcript has 2 exons. Bases 1 to 888 code for a protein of 295 amino acids. The record is from RefSeq and is a predicted model, not a curated record.
AUGCACACGGGCAACCUGUCGCCUCCGGUGUCAUCCUCAGUUCCUGAACCACCUAGUGCCUGUCCCGUCCGGUCUAAAGACUCUCCCUUCUAUGUGCCACCGAAGUCGAAAUCUUCAGAUAUGCCAAUGCCUUCUAAAUCAGAAAACAAAUCAACCUUAUCCAAACUGAACCCUUUGAACUAUAUGUUCUCCUCCAUCUCUCAGGAACGAGCACCGGACCAAAUCGUCGACCUGCCGCUGGAGCGUGAGCCUUCCUCUAUACCCCGCGGAGAUACAGAUAGCAAUUGGGAGUAUCCGUCUCCUCAGCAAAUGUACAAUGCUAUGUUGCGCAAAGGUUACACGGAUACCCCUCAGGAUGCAGUGGAAGCAAUGGUUGCAGUGCACAACUUUCUGAAUGAAGGCGCUUGGGAGGAAAUUGUCGGAUGGGAACGCAUAUUCUCGAAAGGUCUAAAAAAUGGCUGGGAAAAGUGCCGACGUGGCGAGGAAAACAUCGCAUUAGAUGCUGCCAGGGAAGUGACAGAUGCUGCUGCUCAGGAGAAUCAGCCACGCCUUCUCAGGUUCAAAGGUCGGCCGCAGGAGCUUACUCCAAAGGCGCAGGUUCUGCAAACACUAGGUUGGCUGUAUCCAGCAAAGUUUGGAACACCUGCACCGUUCGAUCGACACGACUGGUUUGUGAUGCGACAGACGCCAUCUGGCCCGAAAGAAGUUCGUUAUGUGAUUGAUUACUAUUCAGGGCCUCCCGAGCCUACAGGAGAGCCAGUCUUCUAUCUGGAUAUCAGGCCUGCUUUGGACACACCUACCGCUGCUAUCGAACGAUUGAUGAGAUGGGGAGGCGAUGUUUGGUGGCGAUCUACUGGUGCUGUAGUUCGAGAAAAUGGCGGGAACUAA